AUGGACCAGCUAUGUACAUCUUGUUCUCAAAAACUAGGACCGCUAUCAAACGUAUUACCCCACGCAACAGCGAGCCAUUAUGCCACAAGGAAUUCCCCAGCCUCACUCGAAGCCUUUGAGCUACAGUCGUUUCUUCGGGAUCUUGAAACAGAAUACACAGCUUCUCAAGCCACGAGGACCCCACAAAACAUAGAUGAGUUCCAAUCGACCGGCGAGUGGCCAAACUUUCCCACUCCAGCAGAUGCUUGGUUCACGUCUGCGCAAUUCCCAACAAACAGCUUUAUCUCUGGUUAUGAUGGAUUUGACGAAAAGGAAUGUUGCCUGGAUGCCCCCCAGCGUCCUCGGAUUGGAUCCAUAGAUACUAGCGAGCCGUCACCGCUUGCCGCCAACAGGCCCGACAGAAGCACCAACAGCGAUUAUCGAUGUUACCGGCACGGAUGCGAGGGCCGACGGUUUUCUUCAUCGGAGAACUACAGGCGUCAUAUUCGAGAACGCAGCCAGUCGGAUAAAACAUCAUGCCCGUUUUGCGCUGCGGUCUUUACGCGCAAAAGCAACAAAGACACGCAUAUCCGCAAGGGAAGAUGCAAAGCCUUGAAUAGUUUAUCUUGCGGGCGCGGAAAUACAUGGGCAAACGAUGAAGGUUUGCCUGAGGGGUUCUACGACGGUGUCCAUGUAGAACAGUUUUGA
This is a messenger RNA of Exserohilum turcica Et28A, 687 nucleotides long. RefSeq lists its product as uncharacterized. NCBI's taxonomy places the organism in Eukaryota, Fungi, Ascomycota, Dothideomycetes, Pleosporales, Pleosporaceae. The transcript has a single exon. Bases 1 to 687 code for a protein of 228 amino acids. The record is from RefSeq and is a predicted model, not a curated record.